Messenger RNA from Paralichthys olivaceus (Japanese flounder), 2717 nucleotides. Lineage: Eukaryota; Metazoa; Chordata; Actinopteri; Pleuronectiformes; Paralichthyidae. The record is from RefSeq and is a predicted model, not a curated record.
CUGACAACAGGCCGUCUACAAACCAUCAGAGUCGAGUACAGGUGGACGCAGUCAGACAAAGUUCUUCAGUCAAACUUCCAGAUCAAAUGAAACGCUGUUGUUGGUGUUUCAGGUAUUCGGUACAGUACAGACGUGUCUGUAGACGAGGUGAAAGCUCUGGCCUCGCUGAUGACCUACAAAUGUGCUGUCGUCGAUGUUCCGUUUGGUGGAGCCAAAGCCGGAGUGAAGAUCAACCCAAAGCAUUAUUCUGACACUGAGCUGGAGAAAAUCACCAGGAGGUUCACGAUUGAACUCGCUAAGAAAGGCUUCAUCGGACCUGGUAUCGAUGUUCCUGCCCCAGACAUGAGCACCGGUGAGAGGGAGAUGUCCUGGAUCGCAGACACCUUCGCCACCACCAUGGGACACUUGGACAUCAAUGCUCACGCCUGUGUCACUGGGAAACCCAUCAGUCAGGGAGGAAUCCACGGUCGCAUUUCUGCCACCGGUAGAGGCGUUUUCCACGGCAUCGAGAACUUCAUCAACGAGGCGGCGUACAUGAGCCAGCUGGGGAUGUGUCCCGGCUUCCAGGACAAGACCUUCGUCAUCCAGGGCUUCGGUAACGUGGGUCUUCAUUCCAUGCGUUACCUCCAUCGCUUCGGAGCCAAAUGUGUCGGAGUCGCAGAAAUGGACGGAAGCAUCUGGAACCCUAAUGGCAUCGACCCCAAAGAGCUGGAGGACUACAAACUGGACAACGGGACGAUCGUGGGCUUCCCGAACUCGACGCCGUACGAAGGAAGUCUCCUGGAGGCCGACUGCGACAUCCUGAUCCCCGCCGCCGGAGAGAAACAGCUGACCAAGAGCAACGCGCACAAGAUCAAAGCCAAGGUCAUUGCAGAAGGAGCCAACGGUCCGACCACGCCCGAGGCCGACCGCAUCUUCCUGGAGAGAAACAUCAUGGUGAUCCCGGACAUGUAUUUGAACGCCGGUGGUGUCACAGUGUCGUACUUCGAGUGGUUGAAGAAUCUGAACCACGUUAGUUAUGGUCGACUCACCUUCAAAUACGAGCGAGACUCCAACUACCACCUGCUCAUGUCGGUUCAGGAGAGUUUAGAGAGAAAGUUCGGGAAACAUGGAGGCUCCAUCCCCAUCGUCCCCACCUCCGAGUUCCAGACCAGAAUCUCUGGAGCAUCUGAGAAGGACAUCGUUCACUCAGGUCUGGCCUACACUAUGGAGCGCUCUGCCAGGCAAAUCAUGAGAACAGCCAACAAGUACAACCUGGGUCUGGAUCUGAGGACGGCAGCGUACGUCAACGCCAUCGAGAAAGUCUUCCACGUUUACAGGGAGGCCGGUCUCACCUUCACAUAGACUCAGCUCCAUCCACCUGCAUGUCUGUCUGUCAGCUACCUGUCUGUCUCUUACCUGUCUGUUACCUGUCUGUUAUCUGUCUCUUAUCUGUCUGUUACCUGUCUGUUAUCUGUCUGUUACGUGUCUGUUACGUGUCUGUCGUCCAUGACUUGGACAGAAUCCAGUGUUUAUGGUUCUUCUCGGCGGCAGCGUGAAUGAAGACGCUGAAUCUUUCUGCUCACAAUCUUUUCUCUCCUCAAUUUUAAGAAUAAACCAGAGGAGCCUCGAAUCUUCAGCUUUAAACGGGCGAGUCCCCACUGUGCUGCUCUCUGACCAAUCCUCAGUCAACCUGAAUAUAGAACAUUACUGUCUGUAAAAAACGCCUUAAUGCCACAGAGACCUGACACCAUUUGCCUGAAAUACACCAUGAGGCCAAAAGUAUGUGGACACCCUCAUUUUCUAUAUCUAUAUAGCAACUAGAGAUUAUCCUCUGAUGAUUAUUGAUUAUGUUUUUGAUAAAUUCCUUAGGGAUGAGGAAUAAAUGAUGAUGUUCAGUUUUUUGACCUGUUCUUGAUUUGAAACAAGAUGUUCACAUUAGAGAAGCUGAACUCAGAGUUUUUAACGAAAAAUUAUUCUGGUGUAAAAAAGUGAGACGGGUAGUCGGGUGUCCACUUACUUUUGUCCAGGGGGUGGACACUGUAUGUGUAUUGCUUUUUGUGUAGUGCGACGCACACGUGCCUCAGGACCUCAGCUUUGAUAUUUACGUCACUAAAGGAUCGUUCCUGUGUUUUUGUGGUUUCAGGUGAGUUUACAGUUAAUCAGCAGUUGACUCAUCAUUAUUAACCAGCUGAUAGUGAAUUCUAACAGUUACACUUUAUAAGCAGCUUAAUGUCUGUUUUGAAAUACAUGUUUACGAUGAACAGUAAAGACUGUUGUUGUCGAGAACUUCAUUUUUUCAUUCAACUCCUCCAAGCUUCAUCUAAAGAUGUAGAAACGUGUAGAAACACGUGGAUUGAUCCUUUAGCUUCUUGUUAUUUCGUCUGGUUUUUAAAUGAAAACCUCGUUCUCUCUUUAGGUCGUGACGCACUUACAGCUCAUGCUAAUGCUAAUGCUCCAUAUGGUGGAGAAACUUACAUUAACUAUGCAAAUCCCUGCUGACUGUGUGUCCUGGCUCCUGAGUCCUCCAGGGGCCACACACCUCUCAACAAAUGCACAAAUCCCCCCCCCCCCAGUAAAAGAGUCUGAGCUGAACUGUAAAUCUGGGGACGAUGGGGGGGGGUUGAUGUUUGAUGGUAAAAAGGAGCUAAAACUUUAUUCUCUGUCAGUUGUAAGAUCCUGUGUGACGGAGUUUUUAUGCCUUUUGUUCAAAUGAAAUAAAGAAGAAACAAAGUCGA